GCUGCAGCCGGAGCCUAUUGUUAGCCGGAGCCGGGAUGGUUCUGGUCUUCGCUGCUCGGGGAGUCGGAGUGCUGACCCGUCCGCCCCCCGCCGCCUGCCGGCCGGCCCACACACCCUGCAGCCCCGGGAUCCACGCGAAAGGCCCUGGAACCGGCACGCCUCAGUCUCCCCUCCUUGCACGGACUGAGUAGGCAGCGGGGGGCAGCGGAGACCGUGACGGGGGAAGCGGCUGCGGCGGGGCGGAGUCCUCAUGCUCCUGGCUACCUGGUGGUGAGCAGCUGGGGGCCAUCGUGCUUGGCUCCCUGAGGAAAACUUUGGAAGCCAAUGGAUGCCUUCUCAGGCUCAGGCCUCAAGAGGAAAUUCGAUGAUGUGGACGUGGGCUCGUCAGUCUCCAACUCAGAUGAUGACAUGUCCAGCAGUGAUAGUGCAGACAGCUGCGACAGCCUUAACCCUCCUACGACUGCCAGCUUCACCCCAACGUCCAUCCUGAAGCGGCAGAAGCAGCUGCGGAGGAAGAGUGUCCGCUUUGACCAGGUGACUGUGUACUACUUCGCCCGGCGACAAGGUUUCACCAGCGUGCCCAGCCAGGGUGGGAGCUCCCUGGGAAUGGCCCAACGCCACAACUCCGUACGCAGCUACACACUUUGUGAGUUUGCACAAGAACAAGAGGUGAACCAUAGAGAGAUUCUUCGGGAGCACCUGAAGGAGGAGAAACUUCAUGCCAAGAAAAUGAAGCUGACGAAGAAUGGGACCGUGGAGUCAGUGGAGGCCGACGGCUUGACACUUGAUGACGUCUCAGAUGAAGAUAUUGAUGUGGAAAACGUGGAGGUGGACGACUACUUCUUCCUUCAGCCCCUGCCCACCAAACGGCGGCGGGCGCUGCUGAGGGCUUCUGGGGUCCACCGGAUUGAUGCCGAAGAGAAGCAGGAACUUAGAGCCAUCCGUCUGUCUCGGGAGGAGUGUGGCUGUGACUGUCGGCUGUACUGUGACCCUGAAGCAUGUGCCUGUAGCCAGGCUGGGAUUAAAUGCCAGGUGGAUCGAAUGUCCUUCCCUUGUGGCUGCUCCAGGGAUGGCUGUGGGAACAUGGCUGGGCGAAUUGAGUUUAACCCGAUCCGAGUGCGGACUCACUACCUCCACACCAUCAUGAAGCUGGAACUCGAGAGCAAGCGGCAGGGGAGCCGCCCAGCAGCCGCCGAGGACGAGCCCCUGCCGGGAGCACGGAGCUCGGAGACACAGGACUUCCAGGAGUUCAUCGCUGAGAAUGAGACUGCGGUGAUGCAUCUGCAGAGUGCCGAGGAACUGGAGCGGCUCAAGGCUGAGGAGGACUCGAGCGGCUCCAGCGCGAGCCUGGACUCCAGCAUGGAGAGCCUGGGCGUGUGCAUCCUGGAGGAGCCCCUGGCUGUUCCCCAGGAGCUGUGCCCGGGCCUCGCAGCCCCUGUUCUCAUCCAGGCUCAGCUGCCCCCAGGCUCCUCUGUCCUGUGCUUUACUGAGAGCUCGGAACACCCGGCUGCCUCCCCGAUGAGCAGCCCGGCUUACUUCAACAGCGGGCCUCUGCUGUACUACCAGGUAGAGCAGAGGCCAGUCCUGGGAGCGAAAGCAGAGUCUGGUUCAGAGGAAGGCACAGCCUCCUUCCCCAGGGAGAAAGAUCUGAGUGCUUUCUCCCUCCCUGUUACCUCACUGGUGGCUUGCAGCCCUUCUGACUCAGCUGCUCUCUGCAAAUCAGAGGUGGGGAAAACACCCAGUCUCAACAAACUCUUGCCCGACGACUGUAACCGUAAGGAGCCCGAGAGGGAAGGCUCGCACCCCUCGUGGUCUCCCUCAAGCCUACCCUUCCGAACGGACAAUGAAGAAGGCUGUGGAGUGCACAACUCCCAGCAGAGUGAGGACCGGACCCCUGAAGACUCAGCCCCGGAACUCCCUCUGGCAGUGUGACCUGAGACAGUGUCCAUUCUCUAUUUAUUAUCUAAUGCCAUUUCAGAACAAGACUGCUGCUCCCAGGUUACUUUGUUGGAAGUCUUAGGAAAUGGGUAGGAAAGGAUUGUUAGUCACGUGUUUUCUGAGAGAGCGUUCCCAGGAGACCAGCCCCAGCUGCAGUAUCCAUGACUGCUCUUUGGGCCACCAGAACAAAGAUGUCAAUCACAGAGCUGCGCAGCUCAAGCAGCUCCUCAUGCUUAGUGCCAGGACCAAGGAUGCGAGCAGCUCCCCGCACUACACACUGGCUCCUCAGACAGCCGUCUUCUUGUAGCAGCCACACUAGUGCAAAGCCACUCAGCUGAGUGUAGGACGGAGGGGAGGUUCCAGAAGAGUUGCUGCUUCUGUAUAAAACUCCCAGGAGUUCUAGACGUUGAUUCUGCCUUUUCCCUGCCCCCUUAACUGAUAAUAAGUUAAUUUCCAAUGAGUUUGGUGUUCCCUGACCUGAUCUGCAAACUGGGGAUCCCUGGUCUAUACCUGGGAUCUUUCUUUCAUAUGUGCUUUGGUACGACAGUGAAACUUCUGUCUUGGAAGGGGAAAUGCAGGCUGGGUAGGGAUGUGGUACAGAGGGAGACUUGUGCAUCAGGCGGGGUUCAGUCUGGAAGAUGGCUUUGUCGAGUUUGCUCUCUCACCUAGUGCAACACACACACACUCACAAACACACACACUCUCUCUUUUUAGGAGAUCUUGAUUCUGCUCUGAACACAGCACUACGGGUCAUCGUGACUGAGGACUCUCCUCUGUACCUGCCCUCACAGCCAUUCUUGGUUGUGUGGGGUUAGAAAGCUCUUUAGAGUUUACAGUUGAACCCCAAGAGUGGCAGGUGUUUAUUGGAACCUUCCAUCUUGGAGGUUCAUGAGAACUGGAAAUCAAACUGCUUCUUAGUUAGGACAUAGGAGUCCCACAUUCCAGAGGAUUCAGGACCUCAUUAUAAUAAUGAAAUGGAUGCCUGGGACUCAGACUCAACACUUACCUCAGCAGAAGUGCUGCUUCCAUGAGCUCGGGGAGUUCCAAGGUCCAAUCCUAGCACUGACCUUUUUAUUGGCAAUGUUACCCUCUGCCUCCUGGUUAAAUGGAGGCAGAAGGAGCAAAGGAACAAAACACUUUCUUUUCUUUACCAUUCUCUACUAACCAGGAAAGAAAACAAACUUGUAUUGAUUUUUUUAUUUUAUUUUAUUUUAUUUUUUUGAGACAGUGUGUUCCUAAAUAGCCCUGGCUGGCCUGGGACUUGCUAUGUAGACCAGGCUGGCCUCCAACCUGUGGUGGCCUCCUAAUCAUGCAUCCUAAUCAUGCAUCCUGAGUGUUGGGACUGCAGGUAUGCAUCUCUUUACUCAGCUUUAUCUAUUUACUUCUUUUUGGUGAGAUAAUAAAGCCCUGGUGUCAUAAACAAACUUUAGUGUAUGUGGCAGCAGAAACACCUGAAAAAUCCCUAAAUCCCAAGCCGGAGGACCUUGUAGUUAAUGCAGGUGCUGGUGUUUAGCCCAUUCUGCCACUGUCCCUUCUUGAGUUUGCUUAGGUUUUUUGUUGGGGUUCUUAAGUGAGUGCAUAAGCCCUCUCUCCAGUCUCACUAGUUAUCUGAAGAGGUCAAGGUGUUCUGACCCCUAGCUAGAACUCUCAGACUCAAAGACUCAAGCUUAGCUGAGACGUGUUGAUGGAAAGAAGACCCUUUGAAAGUUUCUUGGACAGGAGGGGACUCAGCCCCUUCCCUCCUUAAGACUCCAACUUUCUUAGCUCUUAGAUUUGGGUUUUCAUUAAGAAACAUAAAGAUUAGUCAACCCCAAGAUAUUUGAUACUUCUCUAUAACUAAUUUCUUAUUCUAAAUGCAUUUCAUUAAUUCCAUGUUGAUUCAAACUGACCCCAACAUCUGAGUGCUGAACUUAGUGCUGACUGAUGUCAAGCAAGGAACCCCUUGUACAACUUGGUCCGCCUCAGCUCUGGUGCUACCUGAGUCGGACAGGAUUCAUGGUUCCUGGUUGCCGGGAGGGCUGGGCCUCAGUCCAGGCCUAGAACUGUGGUGCACUGCUGCAGCCCCUGUACACAUCAUCCCCUCGGAUUCUACACACAGGUCAGACUCUCAGUGUGAACCCAAAGCUCAUCUGGCUCUCUGAAAACAACUUUUGUUCUUUAGGUUCUUUACAUUGUAAUAAUGCUGUAUUUAAAGAGAAUAUUUAAAUGUAAUAUUAAAGAAAUAUUGG
Apodemus sylvaticus (European woodmouse) is the source of this 4166-nucleotide messenger RNA. It is a transcript of the gene Csrnp2, whose product is annotated as cysteine and serine rich nuclear protein 2. Bases 325 to 1932 code for a protein of 535 amino acids. Gene Ontology annotation, biological process: regulation of transcription by RNA polymerase II. NCBI's taxonomy places the organism in Eukaryota, Metazoa, Chordata, Mammalia, Rodentia, Muridae. The record is from RefSeq and is a predicted model, not a curated record. The transcript has 5 exons. Gene Ontology annotation, cellular component: nucleus. Gene Ontology annotation, molecular function: sequence-specific DNA binding; DNA-binding transcription factor activity, RNA polymerase II-specific.